Funneliformis mosseae is the source of this 396-nucleotide messenger RNA. The record is from the annotation of a GenBank genome assembly. Lineage: Eukaryota; Fungi; Glomeromycota; Glomeromycetes; Glomerales; Glomeraceae.
AUGAGUAAAUUUGACGAAGCGUCUCGUUUGUCUUAUGAAGUUAAUAUUGAAAAAGAUUUUAAAAGCGAAGAUCAUCAUUAUCUUCCUGUUGAUUUUGAGAAUUCACCUGAGCUGUUACUAUCUGAUAAAAAUUGUGAGAAGACUAGAAAUAUUUCUGAUGGGUUUUGCCCAAUAUGUUAUUCACCAAACAUAGCAGGCCCUGAUAUUUCAAUUGCUUUUUUCUUUCUGAAAGGAGAAAAAAAAGAAGCUUAUAUUCUAAAUACUCAGGUCAAGUUAAAAAAUAAUGUUGAGCUAAAGAAGGCAUGUAAAACUGUUGAUCUGAAUACAAUGUUUACAGACAAAAACUCAAACCUCAAUCCUUUUCAGUUUUAUAAUGAAUUGCAUGAAAUCUAUUAA